Messenger RNA from Chinchilla lanigera (long-tailed chinchilla), 3037 nucleotides. Its product is annotated as vomeronasal type-2 receptor 116-like. The record is from RefSeq and is a predicted model, not a curated record. Gene Ontology annotation, cellular component: membrane. Gene Ontology annotation, biological process: G protein-coupled receptor signaling pathway. Gene Ontology annotation, molecular function: G protein-coupled receptor activity. Lineage: Eukaryota; Metazoa; Chordata; Mammalia; Rodentia; Chinchillidae. The transcript is spliced from 7 exons. The coding region runs from base 1 to 2847 and encodes 948 amino acids.
AUGAGCCUUCACCGAUGUCAACAAUCAGAAGAUAUUCGGGAGGCAGGAGAUCCUUGGAACUUGCCUGUGACAUCAUCUGCCAUUGUCACAUACUGGGUGGAAGAGCACCUGCCCAACAGAAGCCACCUGGAAAACCAGAACGUGACCUUAGGUGGAAAUAUGAUCAUUACAGAUGGCCAGAGUGCAGAUGAGGUCACCCUGGGUUGGGGUGGGCCCAAAUUCUACAAAUGCUUUUGUCAUACGAAGGCACAAACUAGGUAUGGUGGACACACUUGCAGUCCAGCAAUCUGGGAGGCUGAGCUUUCUCCCUUAGUGUGUAGUUUAGAAAAUGAAGCCUGCCUUCGUCAAAGGAGCACCAGUGUGCGCAAGGAUGGAGACGUGGUAAUUGGGUGUUUUUUGUCUCUUUUUUACUAUAUCUACUCUACGGGUAUCUUUGAUAUAAAGCCUACUAGAGAAUUCUAUUACUUUCCGCUUACGCCCAGCAACUACCAGAACUACCUGGCCUUCACUUUUGCCAUAGAAGAGAUCAAUGUUAAUCCUCAUAUUUUACCCAACAUUUCUCUAGGAUAUGAGUUUCAUAAUUUCAUUAGCAGUCAUUGGGUGAUGCUAGAAAAUUCCUUCAUUUUGCUCAAGGGACAACACAAGAUCCCUAAUUACACAUGCAGGAAGGAAAGCAAGUGUGCAGCAGUACUGACAGAAAUGUCAUGGGGCACCUCGGCUCAGAUCGGACCACUGCUGGAACUCUACAGAUUUCCCCAGGUUACCUUUGGCUCAUUUGAUCCUACACUGACUGACAGUGGCCAGUAUCCUUCUCUCUAUCAGGUGGCCCCAAAGGACACAUAUUUGGCCCUUGGCAUGGUGUCCUUGAUGCUUCAUUUCCACUGGACCUGGGUGGGCCUGCUCAUCACAGAAGGCCAGAAGGGUCUUCAGUUUCUCUCAGAUAUAAGAGCUGAGAUGGACAGGAACCGAGUCUGUGCAGCCUUUGUGAAAAUGGUCUCAAGUGUGGCUGUGUCUUAUCUCUCAUUUUCAAAGAAACAUGAAAUCCUUAGCACGGAAACAUCACCAGUCAAUGUGGUGGUUACUUACUAUGAUACUGACAGUACAUAUGCUGUAAACUACAACCUAGUGCAGCACUCAGUGUCAUGGAAAGUCUGGGUGACAAACUCACGGUGGCAUGCUGACCUGUCCGGGAGAGAUUUCAUACUUGACCCCUUCCAUGGGACUCUUGUUUUCUCACACCAGCACGAAGAGAUUUCAGGUUUCAAAAACUUUGUUCAGGAAGCUACCCCUUUCAAAUACCCAGAGGACACUUAUCUUUUUAUGUAUUUGUCCAAGAAUUUCCAUUGCUCAUUCUCUGAGUCCGACUGUGCCUUGAAGAACUGCACACCUAAUGCCUCUCUGGCUUGGUUGCCUCCCAAUCAUUUUGACACAGCCAUGAGUGAUGGGAGCUACAAUAUAUACAAUGCUGUGUACCUGGUGGCCCAUGCCCUCCACGCGAUGCAUUUGGAAGAAGUACAAAGACCACCAACGAGAUGUAAACAAGUGAUGACGUUUCCUCCCUGGCAGCUGCAUCGUUUUCUGAAGAACAUCCAAUUUCACAAUCCUGCUGGAGACCAAGUGAAUUUGGAUGACAGAAGGAAGCUGGAUUCAGAGUAUGACAUUCUCAAUUUCUGGAAUUUUCCAGAAGGCCUUAGACUGAAAGUAAAAGUAGGAACAUUUUCUUCACAUGCUCCGCAUGGCCAACAAAUGACUUUAUCUGAGGAUCUGAUAGAGUGGGCCACAGGAACUGCGGAGACUCCCCACUCGGUAUGCAGUGAGAGUUGUAAUCCUGGAUUUAGAAAAAGCCCUCAGGAGGGAAAGGCUGCCUGCUGCUUUGAUUGCACCCCUUGUGCAGACAAUGAGAUCACCAAUGACACAGAUAUGGAGCAGUGUGUGAAGUAUCCAGAUCAUCAAUAUGCCAACACUCAGAGAAACCACUGCCUGCAAAAAGCUGUGACUUUUCUGGCUUAUGGAGAUCCCUUGGGGAAGGCUCUGGCUGGCACAGCCCUGAGUCUCACUGUCCUCGCAGCUGCUGUCCUUGGGCUCUUUGUGAAGCACCGACACACUCCCAUCGUCAAGGCCAACAACCGGGCUCUCAGCUACACCCUGCUCAUCUCCCUCACCUGCUGCUUCCUCUGCUCCUUGCUCUUCAUUGGCCGGCCCAGCACCGCCACCUGUAUCCUGCAGCAGACCUCAUUUGCAGUCGUGUUCACUGUGGCUGUUUCCACUGUCUUGGCCAAAACCAUUACUGUGGUGCUGGCCUUUAAGGUCACUGCUCCAGGCAGAAGGAUGAGGCAGUUGCUGGUAUCAGGGGCUCCUAACUCCAUCAUCCCCAUCUGCUCCCUCAUCCAACUCACUCUCUGUGGAGUCUGGAUGGGGACAAAUCCACCCUACAUUGACACAGACGCUCACUCUGAACAUGGCCACAUCAUCAUCGUGUGCAACAAGGGCUCCCUCACUGCCUUCUACUGUGUGCUGGGAUACCUGGGCUCCCUGGCCCUGGCGAGCUUCACCGUGGCUUUCCUGGCCAGGAACCUGCCCGCCACGUUCAAUGAAGCCAAGUUCCUGACGUUCAGCAUGCUGGUGUUCUGCAGUGUGUGGGUCACCUUCCUCCCCGUGUAUCACAGCACCAAGGGGAAGGUCAUGGUGGCCAUGGAGGUCUUCUCCAUCUUGGCCUCCAGUGCGGGGCUGCUGGGCUGCAUCUUUGCCCCCAAGUGCUACAUUAUUUUGCUAAAGCCUGAGAGAAACUCUCUUACAGGGAUCAGGGCCAAAACACAUUCUGUCAGAAAGGAGCCUUCUUAUCAUUAAACAUGUUUUCUAAUAUACACAGAGGGCCUGAAUUCAAAGCUGAACCAUAUGAGAAAUCAAAUACUAUAGUCUACUACAGGACUUAUAUCCUUACUAAGUGAUGUAACUUCUUUUUCUAAUAGCAUAGUGUUUACUAGAAACUGUAGUCCUCAUCUUUUUAGGUUAAUUUUAUUCUGGAUAUUUCAUUGCC